Molecule: messenger RNA, 673 nt
Organism: Oryza sativa Japonica Group (Japanese rice)
Lineage: Eukaryota; Viridiplantae; Streptophyta; Magnoliopsida; Poales; Poaceae
Product: peptidyl-prolyl cis-trans isomerase Pin1
Cellular component (GO): cytosol; nucleus
Molecular function (GO): peptidyl-prolyl cis-trans isomerase activity
Source: RefSeq, a predicted model, not a curated record
ACUACUCCAUGUGGUUUGCACAAACGGACUCGAAAAGCGUAUUCGCAGAAAGCGUAUUGGUGAGGCGGAGGAGUAGAGGAGGAGAUCGAGAUGGCGUCGUCGGCGACGGAGACGGAGACGGUGAGGGCGUUGCACAUCCUGAUCAAGCACGAGGGCUCCCGCCGCAAGGCCUCCUGGAAGGAUCCCGACGGCCGCGUCAUCUCCGCUACCACGCGCGCCGACGCCGCCGCGCGCCUCGCCGACCUCCGCGACCAGAUCCUCUCCGGCCGCGCCAACUUCGCCGACCUCGCCGCCCGCCACUCCGACUGCUCCUCCGCGCGCCGUGGCGGCGACCUGGGCACUUUUGGGAGGAGGCAGAUGCAGAAACCCUUCGAAGAUGCGACAUUUGCUCUCAAGGUUGGUGAGAUGAGUGACACUGUGGACACUGACAGUGGUGUUCACAUCAUCCUGCGCACUGCUUAAGAUGCUGAUAUCGAUCGUCAGCUGGUUGGCUUCCAAAUGUUAUUUUCUGGUAGCCUAAAACUUCAAAUCAAAAUGAACCCUGUAACGAAUAUGAUAUGUUCCGCGACCCGCUUUUGUUUCGACAUUUGAGCACAUGGUAUGGCAUGUUUCCGUGAUGAACAUUUUAAUCUCCUAUUGCUCCGUUUUCUAGCGAUUGUUCAUUUGUUUUCAA